Choloepus didactylus (southern two-toed sloth) is the source of this 255-nucleotide messenger RNA. RefSeq names its product prostate and testis expressed 2 (gene PATE2). The record is from RefSeq and is a predicted model, not a curated record. The transcript is spliced from 2 exons. The coding region runs from base 1 to 255 and encodes 84 amino acids. NCBI's taxonomy places the organism in Eukaryota, Metazoa, Chordata, Mammalia, Pilosa, Megalonychidae.
AUGUGCUAUAAAUGUAGAAAAUAUCAUCUUGGGUUGUGCUACGACGGCAUGAAAUCCUGCAACCUGAAGUACCAACAGUCCUGUGCCACUGAGAACGUUUAUAUACUGACAAGCAAAGGGCACAGUAUGUAUCAUUAUUCAAAACUGUCAUGUAUGCACAACUGUGAGGACAUCAACUUCUUGGGUAAUGAAAAGAGGACAGAGCUCAUCUGCUGCACACACAGCAGCUACUGCAACCUCCCUGAGGGGAACUAG